Lytechinus pictus (painted urchin) is the source of this 5572-nucleotide messenger RNA. RefSeq names its product glycine amidinotransferase, mitochondrial-like. Bases 73 to 1398 code for a protein of 441 amino acids. NCBI's taxonomy places the organism in Eukaryota, Metazoa, Echinodermata, Echinoidea, Temnopleuroida, Toxopneustidae. Gene Ontology annotation, molecular function: amidinotransferase activity. Gene Ontology annotation, cellular component: mitochondrion. The record is from RefSeq and is a predicted model, not a curated record. The transcript has 7 exons.
CUAUCACCCUGGAUUAAAUAUUUGACUUUGUUUUGGCGCAAUACUCAUCAUACCGGUACUAUUAUCUUAACCAUGCUUGGAGUCAGAGCUCUCCGUGGCGGAUGCCGAGGACGUGAAGCGGUUCGCAUCUUACCGCAGGUGUUUCAGCGACUUGCACCAAGAUGGGGACGUAAGCUGACUGUGUCCCAGUGCAUGUCGUCUUCUGCUCACCCAGCACCAGGCGUGGCUGAAGCAGAUGUAGCCGAACAGUCGAUCGAAUCGUCUUCCACUGAUCACACCAUCGAGACGAGAGUCGUUAGUCCCAUGCCAAGGCAGCAGUGUCCCGUGUGGUCGCACAAUGAGUGGGAUCCCCUGGAGGAGGUGAUCGUCGGCCGUGUCGAAGGCGCUAUGGUACCGCCCUUCUCCACCGAAGUCAAGGCCAAUACAUACCAGUAUCAUUGGGACUUCUUCCAGAAAAAUGGAGGAAAAUCCUUCCCUGCUAAACAUCUGCAGUUGGCCCAUGAGGAAGUUGAAGAAUUCGUCCGGAUUCUAGAGGCAGAAGGCAUCACAGUUCGUCGCCCAGAAAUCUGCGACUUCUCGAAAGAAUAUGUCACCCCCGAUUUCCGUUCGAGCGGUCUUUAUUCGGCGAUGCCACGCGAUGUGCUCCUCGUCCUCGGAGACGAAAUCAUUGAAUGCCCCAUGGCCUGGCGAUCUCGCUUCUUUGAGUACCGUGCUUUCAGACCCCUGAUCCGAGAGUAUUUCAAACUUGGCGCCCGUUGGACCACCCCACCAAAGCCACUCAUGAAUGAUGAGCUCUACGAUCAGAAUUAUCCAAUGGACACUGUUGAAGACCGCCACCAUUUGGCAGCAGAGGGAAAGUUCAUUACAACGGAGUACGAACCUUGUUUUGAUGCAGCUGAUUUCAUCCGGGCAGGCAAAGAUAUUUUCGUUCAGAGAAGUCAGGUAACCAAUAAGUUUGGCAUUGAAUGGAUGCGACGUCAUCUUGGAGAUCGUUAUCGCCUUCAUGUCCUGUCCUUUGAUGAUCCUAACCCGAUGCAUAUCGAUGCUACCUUCAACAUCAUAGGGCCUGGUUUGGUUCUCUCCAACCCUGAUCGACCGUGUCAUCAGAUUAAUCGCUUCAAGAAAGCUGGCUGGACUAUCGUGAAACCACCACCCCCAGCCAUGCCAGACAGCCACCCACUGUGGAUGUCUUCGAAGUGGUUGUCGAUGAACGUCCUGAUGCUGGAUCCAAAGCGCGUGGUCGUCGACAGCAACGAGAUCCCCACCAUCAAGAUGUUCGAGAAGCUCGGCAUCGAGUGCGUCAAGGUCAACCUCCGCUUCGCCAACUCUCUGGGUGGUGGCUUCCACUGCUGGACCGCCGAUAUUCGACGUCGAGGUACUCUCGAAUCAUACAUUUAAAAAGUAUUAUAAAUUCAGUAUCAAUUAUGAUUGUUUGCAUACAGUGUUGAUAAAGUUAUGUAAAGGUCUCUCUCUUAGGUUUUCAGAGGUCUAUCUCUUCGUCAUUGCAUCGGUUAUAAGUCACUCUCAAUUUGGUUUGAGAAAAACCAUCUCAGCUGCAAUCUUGUGUUUAAGGAGGUUUGUGUGUGACAUUCCGUUUUUUAUCUAUUUUACACAACACAAUGUAUAUUUUGUUUCAUAUUGCAUAUGUCAGUUGGCAAAUUAACAAACCUUUCGCAGUGUUAUUCUUUCUUUUGUUCACAAUGCCUAUCAAUGCAGAUUUUCAUAAAACUCUUCUGUCCAAGGAAACAAAUGUAUCUUUGUUCAGAGUUGAAGGUAAAAACAUAGUGAUGAUUGAUGGAAAUGGUCAUUGAUGUGGUACAAUGAAGUUGGAUUUCCGCUUGAGUUAAAGCCCUAUAUUGUAAAUCGGAAUCACCAGUCAACAAUAUAUAAACAAAUUUCUAACAACUUUCUUCAAAAUUAUAUCAUAUUUUCAUUGUCUCCUUCUUACAUGAAACUCUUUAUCUGAAACCAGACGAAUGUUAUUUUGAUGUUGAAACUUACCUGAAAUAAACUGAAAUUAAUGAUUGAAAUAUCAUUGUUUUCAUCUGAUUUAUGGUGAUUUUUUUUUAUCAUCUGAAAUAAUACGAAGGUUUAUAUUAUGAUAUUAAUGCAGAGAAAUCUUCAUCACUGUUAAAAACGAAUGUCUAAGCACUUUCAUCAACUUUAUAUUAGUUCUUAAUUGUUUUCUCAUUCUAUGAAAUCGUAUAUAAAAAUGACGGAUGUUAUUUUUAGUUAGUACUGAAAUAAACUGUAAUUAUUGAAAUAUGACCUUUCUUCCAUUUGAAAUAUUCUGAUUUUUUUCAUCUGAAAUAACAUGAGGUUUAUAUGUUGAUAUUAGUACAUCUCAAUAGGUAUCUAUAAAGAAAUCUGAAAACACUUUUACGACAAAAUUUUGCAAUUAUACUGUACUGAAAUAAUAUCCUUUAUACCUCGGUCACAUGUGUUCUACGGCGGCCGUACGGCGAGUUGAAAACAGCCGUUUUAACAUUUUUUUGUAAUAGCUAAUAUACGUGAUCUGAAUAAUAAUUGAUAAAACGACUGUUUCCGACUCGCCGUACGGCCGCCGUAGGGCAAAUGUGACCGAGGUAUUAUUCUUACAAAGAAAUCAGGUUCAUCGGACUCAUCAGUGAACAAUGUUAACACGAAUGUCUAAGCACUUUCGUCAACUUUAAAUAAGUUCUUGUUUCCUUAUUCUAUUAAAUUCUUUGAAAGGCGAAUGUUAUUUUCAGAAUACACUGAAAUAAACUGAAAUUAAUAAUUGAUUUUUUUUUUCAUCAGAUUUUCUUUCAUCUGAAAUAUCCUGAAUAUUUAUAUCAUGAUAUUAAUGCCUGUGAAUGCGUAUGCAUAUUCUAAAGAGAGAAGUUAAAACACUUUACAUAAAAAAGGUAUAAUUAUCCUCACAUAUUAAGGCCAAUACUGUGCUCUAAUCUACCACUUUGUCCGUACCAAGAAAACCAAAAGAGGAGUAAAUUUGCCAAAGAGCGAUAUCUUGUAUUACCCUGUAUACUGAUAUAUGCAAGGUAUACCAUCACUACAUUUUGAAAAAAAAAUAAACAUGGGCCGAAAACGAAACCUUGGGGUUUGUCAUAAGACAGUCAGUAGACAUGUCUGACACGUAGCCCUGAUCUGAAGCAGAAUUACCCCCCCCCCCCCCCAUCAAGACUGAACAAGAUCUGUAUUGCUAGAAAAUGAUUUCUGAAUUUCAGUCUGUUCUAGAUCCAAUCCUCUCCGUUAGCAAUUAAUUCGAAAAUUCCACUCUUACCAAUUCGAUUACAUCCUUUUAAUUCGGAAGCAUUUUAAAGUAUGGAAGCUUGUUGAAACAUUUUUCGGAUAAACGGUUAUCUUCAAACAUUUGAAAGUUCUCAAUAGAUUUUAUCACGUCACGAAUUUAUUCCUUUUCAUAUCUUUUUGUAUAUAGGAAUAUAUUUUAGGGACAUAAUUUUAAGGAGAGUUUGGGCAUUAUGGAGUUUUCGAUUCCAUGCGUGCUGUACGUCGAGCAAAAACAUGUGCCAACUUUUACCAUUUCAGUUGACGUUGCGUCACUAUGACAACGUCAUAAUAUGUUAGUGAACAUGUGCAGGGGUUGAUAACGGGUAGAAUCCGUUUUCAUAUAAUGAAAAAAAAAAACAGCGACAGACUCAGUGGCGCAAACAGCGGCGCACGCACAGUGCUUAUGAAAAAUUAUACCGCUGUGACGUCACAGGAUGAAACCGACUGCAACAUAGAAAUCGAAUAUUCCUUAUUAUUCAGAGUAACAUAAUUUCCUAAGUGAUAGUUUCAUAUUGGCUUGUCAUAAGAAACUGAAAAUUAUCACUUUCAGCUUUACCAAAUCUAUAUACUUUCCAUAAUACAUGUGCUGUAAUUUUCUCUUAACUUGUUUUGUUAAAGAUAAACAUAUCAAAUAAUGAUUUUGUUUGUCCCUAGAACCCUUUAAUAUAAAAUGUAGAAUCAAUUAUAAAAAAUCAAUCCUAAUUGUAUAAAUGAUUUCAAACGUAAAUAUCGAUCGUGUAUUUUUUUUAUCGUAUCUUUAUGUCAGGAGGCUAUAAGAUGGCUAUCAUCCCAUACGAGAUAAUUUACAUGAAUUUCAUGUUUCAGUAUAUUAACAGUAAUGUUCUUGCAAACUUGCUAUUGUCAUGUUCCGUCGAAUGCCCCCAAGUCAUUUUUCAUAACUCCUAAAAUUUAUCUUUUCUGUUUAUGAAAAUGCGUAUCCAGGAUUGAUAUGAUUUCAAAAAUAUUCUAAAGUCUGGUUUCGAAGACGAAAUAUAAUUAUCUGAACCGUUUUAUCUUUUCUUCAAUAUCAUUUAAUUUUUAUUACAUAUCAAAUUUUCUUUCUUUUCUGCUUAAUUUGUAUUGAGAUUGCUUAAGACAGUCUAUAUUUUUAAACAAUCCAAUAGGUACUUUGGAAUUUUCAUCAGUGUUUGAUGGUCGUAAAUAUAUUUUACCAAGUCUGAUUUUAUUUGUGCAUUCAUUUGAUAUAUCUGAUUCGUCAAUUGUAGAUUAUGGGGCUGCUGGAUAAUUUCAUUUUGAAAAGCCAUCUUAAUUUUUACAUGAUUUUCAUUGAUACGAAAUUGAUCCUUCUCAGUGGUAUGUCAACCAAUUUUCAUAAGAUGCCAAACCUCACUCUGUAUGUUCAUGUAAGUGUACUGCAUAAUGAAACUGCCAGAGUUUUUCUUUUUAUGCAACAGCCCCCUCCCCUGAUUAGCGUUUUAACAAGAUCUUUCAAAGGGUUCUCUAAAAAUACAGGAGUCCUUAACUUAAUACAUGUUUUUGUUCUCUUUUUUUUUUAAGCAAUAUGUUUUUUUUCUUCCUGUAGGUCAUAUAUGUUUAAUCAUCUGGUUGUGUUAAACUUAUGUCCUAAAGUUCGUUCUAGAACCCAAGGCUACCCGACAAAUAUUAUUAUAUUUUACAAAGUUCAGAUAGGCCUACAUGUAUCUACAACAAUUAAAAAACAUUUUAAUGGAAUUAUGGAAUUCUUACAAGCAUGUCGAAGUGUGAAAGUUGAAGACUUAAUGAUUGGACGUGUUGGACAUUUUGGCUUUACCAAACCAGUUAAUCGGUCGUAUGACUUAUAUCUUGUAUACACAAAUGUUCUGUACAUAUUAUAUUAAUGUAUGUAAACAAGAUGUUUGUAAAAUUUAGCAUGCAUGUGGUUGAGAUUCCGAUAGACAUAGCAUAUCGUUGCUGCAUGGUCAAAACAAAAAUAAUGUCUAUCCCAUCAUGAUUCUUUGUGGAACUGAAUUUGAAUACGAAAAAAAAUCAAACUGCUAAUGUACGGGUUAUGAUGGACUGACAACUCGAUGGGGGAAUUCGUCAGUCUUCAGUUUAUUGCAAUUUACAAUCACCAUAAACUCCAAAACAGGGAUAGAAGAUAUUUUAAAAACUCAUGUUGAAUUUCUGGGACAAUUUGUGCAUUUCAAUAACUAAAUUUGGUAUGUUUUAUCUCCAUUAUGAAGGUUUAUAUAUAUUCAAUGAAUUAAUCCGUGGGGAUAUUUUUGUUAUGCACUAUAUGUAUUUGCUCUAAUUUACAUGUUGAAUGUAAUUCGAAAUAAAUAUGGUGUAGAGGAAAUCUUAA